Messenger RNA from Quercus robur (English oak), 3126 nucleotides. Its product is annotated as pentatricopeptide repeat-containing protein At3g04750, mitochondrial. The transcript is spliced from 2 exons. Bases 1076 to 3028 code for a protein of 650 amino acids. Gene Ontology annotation, biological process: RNA modification. Gene Ontology annotation, molecular function: RNA binding; protein binding. The record is from RefSeq and is a predicted model, not a curated record. Lineage: Eukaryota; Viridiplantae; Streptophyta; Magnoliopsida; Fagales; Fagaceae.
AACCCAACCCAAUCAGAAUAGUUAGACCCGACUCUCCCGAAAUUUUAGGGCUUUUUCUAUCACAGCUAGGGUUUUGAUCUUUAUUCCUCUUUACAAGAUAAUCUAAACCCUUACUGAAAUUUUAGGGCUUUGAUCAUUAUUCUUCUUUCACACAUUUCAGUAUCAAUUGGUUUUGGGGACCCUGAUGUGAAUUCUACUGGGAAAAGAUCAAGAAUUUUUUUAGAACAUGUAGAAUUAGAGACUUUUGUCAAAAUUCUUGAAGCUACAGCUGAAAUCAGAUUUUGUGUGUGAAUUUGAUAGGAUUGUCUGUUUGGAUGCUUUAAAAUGGAGCAAUGUACAAUGAUUUCUAUAGAAUGUCUGUGUACACCAUUCAUGUUAUGCGAGCAUUCUGCAUAGUUUGUGUUUGAUGGGAAAACCGUUUUGAAAAAAAAUGGUAAUAACCCAUGUAGAAGUGGGAGAAGCCUUCAGUGCAUAUUUAAACUUGGAUUUCUUAGUUGGUAUUCAUUGACCAACCGUUUUGAUACCCAAUAUGGCCCUGGGGUCAGAAAUGAUUUCCGCUGCCUUUUGAAAUUGAUUUUUCCUAUCAGAUUGUAAUGAGCAUUUUUACUGUUCAUUGUGGAGCUCUGCAUGUUUUCAUCUCAAGCACGAGGAUGGGUUCCUGAGAAUUGAGAAAGCUAUGUGCAUUGUAUUAACGUGCAGACUUUUAACCUUGAAGUUUCAACAAGGAAGUGAAAGUGGCUGAAUAAAUGGAGCUCUUCAGGGUCAUGGAGAAAAAGUAUGCUCUUUUGGAUUUUUAGGUGGUGACAAUUUCAAUAUUAAAGAUAUUAUUGGUCAUUUUAAAGCUGGGGACUACAAUCUGCAUGAUUGCUUUCCAUUUGAUCCAAAUAAAAAUUUCAUGUUGAUAGAAAUAUGGUCAUCAUUGUAGAAAAAGUUAUUUGUAAUAGUCAACACUGCUAUAUUUUCACAAUUGAUCCAAAAACAAAAGGUGAUAUUUUUAGACUAUUUUGAAUAUAAAACAAAACUAUUCUGUUCCCAGCACAUAGAGAGCUUUUUAGUAUUCACUGAAUGUUUAUUUAUGCAUCGGUGUGGCCGAGGUAUUCGCUUUCUUAGUUCAUCUUCAAACACCCGGAUCAACUGGGAUCCAACUGUAUCACUUGAACUCAAUCACCCUACCCUUAUUUUGCUUGAGAAAUGUUGCAUAAGGGAUCAUUUCAAGCAGAUAUUGGGCCAGAUGAUGAGGACCAAUCUCAUUGGGCAAACAUUUCCCAUGAGCAGGCUCCUCUUAUACUCAGCAAUCUCACAUCCUGAAAAUCUAGACAUGGCCCUCCUCCUUUUCAACAAUUAUACUCCACAUCCAAAUCUCUACAUUUACAACACCAUGAUCAACGCCUUAUCGUUCUUGACGAAUCAGUCAUUUGCUCUCUAUAAUUCAAUGCUCCAGUCAGGUAUAUACCCAGAUAAACACACUCUGCUUUACCUGCUACAAGCCUCCCAAUGUAUAUUAGAAGUAAAACAGAUCCACUGUCAUGCUGUUGUGUUGGGUUUGUUGUCUUAUGGUUAUCUGCAAAACUCCCUGAUCAAAAUGUAUUUGGGGAAUGGACUUGUGGGGCUUGCAUAUCAGGUGUUCCAGCAUAUGCCUGUAUUAGAUGCUGUCUCAUUUAAUAUUAUGAUUGUUGGUUAUGCUAAAAGGGGAUACAGUUUAGAAGCACUGGAACUAUUUCGUGAAAUGUUGGUUUCAGGUCUUGAACCUGAUGACUUUACUAUUGUAGGUCUUCUUGUGUCUUGUGGGCAGCUAGGAAAUGCAAAAUUGGGGAAGUCUGUUCAUGCAUGGAUUGAGCAGAGGAAGUCCAAUAGUUCUUCAAAUUUGAUCUUGGGCAAUGCUCUACUUGAUAUGUACAUCAAAUGCAAGAAAUUGGAGUUUGCUCAAAGAAUUUUUGAUGCUUUAGUGGAAAAGGAUACCAUUUCAUGGAACACCAUGAUUGCAGGAUAUGCCAAGGUUGGGGAAUUGGACCUUGCCCACACUUUUUUCGAUCAAAUGCCUAGGAGGAAUCUUUUUUCUUGGAAUUCUUUAAUUUCUGGCUAUUCCCAGAAGGGUGACUAUAUGAUGGUAAUGAGUUUAUUCAGCAGCAUGGUUGUAAAUAAUGUUAUGCCUGACAAUGUCACAAUGGCAAUCUUGGUCCAUGCUGCAGCAGAAAUAGGAGGACUGGACCAAGGGAAAUUGAUACACAGCCGGGUGGUUAGGAUGCAGAUGAAAGUAGAUGCGUUUUUGGGUUCAGCAUUAAUAGACAUGUACUGCAAGUGUGGGAGUAUUGAAAUAGCUUUCAUGGUUUUCAGGGGGCUAACCAAAAAGGAUGUUAAUGUAUGGACUACCAUGAUUACCGGAUUUGCAUUCCAUGGUUAUGGAAGCAAAGCUCUUGAAUUAUUCUCUGAGAUGCAAGGGGAUGUAAUGCCAAAUAAUGUGACUUUUGUUGCUAUUCUUACUGCUUGCAGUCAUAGUGGACUUGUGGAUGAAGGGAUCAAAAUAUUCAAUAGCAUGAAGGAAAAAUAUUGUAUUGAACCAGGAAUCGAGCAUUAUGGGUGUUUGGUGGAUCUUUAUGCGCGAUCAGGGAGGCUGGCUGAAGCAGAAGAAGUGGUUGACAACAUGCCAAUGAAACCAAGUCGAUCCAUAUGGGGAUCAAUUGUGGGUGCUUGUAGAGCUCAUGGAAACAUGGAACUUGCAGAGAGAGCUUUGGGAGAGCUACUAAAGUUAGAACCUGAAGAACCAGGUGGAUAUGUUUUGUUGUCCAAUAUAUAUUCUACCUGGGGAAGAUGGAGUUGUUCAGACAAGAUUAGGGAACACAUGGAAAGGAGGGGAGUAAACAAGACUGCUGGUUGCAGCAGUGUGGUUAUUGAUGGAGUUUUUCAUGAUUUUGUGGCUGCAGAUAAGAAGCAUCCAAGAUGGGAAGAGAUUCAGUCCAUAUUGAAUUGUAUGAAAAGUGAAAUGAUGUCCAGCCCUGCUUUUUCAUUCUUCUUGCAAAUGUUACUAUAGACCUAUGUUGAUUUCCGUUUGAGGCCUGACACUUGCUUUUUGACUUUGACGACAGUGAUGCAGAUAUGGAAUAUUUUUAGUUUGCUGGUCAUGUGAAA